AUGGUGCUCCUCGACCUGCUGACUCUGGGCCUGUGGUCAAAGGUUGGACGCUUAACCCAUUACGCCUUUGACGCCGUUCUCUUCUCGGCUUUCCUCGCUGGAAUGAAGCGCUCGACCGGGUUGACUGUCAAGACGGAGAAGGUCUCCGGAGACAACAAGGAAGUCAACGGGUGGAUUGACAAGUACCUCGGCGUUGGUGAAUGGGUCAUGGAUCAGUCCGUCGCUAUUGCUGGCUCCAGCAGCUUCUUUGAGCGAACUCGAUAA
This is a messenger RNA of Geosmithia morbida, 264 nucleotides long. Its product is annotated as Fungal protein of unknown function (DUF1748). The record is from RefSeq and is a predicted model, not a curated record. NCBI's taxonomy places the organism in Eukaryota, Fungi, Ascomycota, Sordariomycetes, Hypocreales, Bionectriaceae. The transcript is spliced from 4 exons. Gene Ontology annotation, cellular component: cytoplasm. The coding region runs from base 1 to 264 and encodes 87 amino acids.